AUUGCACAAAGUUGAGGACUAUAUUUUGGGCCGCUGUGAGAGACUGCAUAUUUCACUAAUCCUACUCCCUACCCAAUUGCCAGGCCCACAAGUAGGAGUCCGUCCAUCGUUCAAUUCAAGAAGAAAUUAAGAUAAGGAAAAACAACACUAUGCUGAGAGUCUGAAACGAAAACCUGGGAGUUUCUUCAACUGUUGCCAGUCACACAUAACAUACGUAUGAACCGUUGCUGAAGCAAAUCAAUGGCAGCUUACAGCAGAAGUAUGAGCACGUUUACAUAGAAUUGUUGAGGAUCUUGUCUGCUGGCUGCUCGAGAAUCUGCUGUGGGCUGAGCCAGGAACAAAAUGGUGCUGGGGGGUCGCUUCCUGAUGUCAAGAACUCUCUCUUUUGCUGCCGCGCCGCCCACCACACCCACCACCCUUCAAGAAUUCGCGUCGAUUCAUCCGAAAGGAAGCAUUGCAAAGGUUGUGUUGAAGAAGGGAAAGACUCAACUGUUUAGAGAUGGUAGCCCAAUGGUAUAUAGUGGCGCCGUUGAUAGAAUAAUCGGUAGACCACCACCUGUAACUGGCGACGUUGUCCUGGUCGCUGAUGGGACUGAGAAACCAAUUGGUUGGGGCUUAUACAAUUCAGUUUCUAUGUUCUGCGUGCGGCUGAUGCAGCUAGAUGAUGAAGCAGCACGAGAUCCUUCGUGUGUGCUGAACGUGGACAAACUGCUUGAAACUAGAAUCAACGAGGCUGUCGCACUAAGAGAACGGCUUGGGCUUCCUUCAUCCAGGACAAAUGCAUAUCGUCUUGUCAACAGUGAAGGAGAUCGGUUGUCAGGCCUUAUAGUUGAUGUUUUUGGAGAUGAGGCUGUGAUUGCUUCCUCUGCUGCCUGGGUCGAAAAGUACAAGCAACAGAUAAAAGUCUGCAUAAGUAGAAUAAACAAUAUCAAACAUAUAACCUGGAGACCAUCCAUCGAUAUCUUGAAGGAAGAAGGGAUGGAUAUAUCUGAUUCAGAAGAUGUAGAUCCGUCAAAUUCUCCCAGGAUGGCAAAGGUUGUGGAGAAUGGUGUUUCCUAUUUAGUCUCCUUGGAGGGGCAAAAGACUGGCUUCUAUGCUGAUCAGCGUGAGAACCGCCAAUAUAUAUCAUCAAUCUCUGAGGGUCAGAAAGUACUUGAUAUUUGCUGUUAUACUGGAGGUUUUGCCCUAAAUGCAGUACUUGGUGGUGCUCUAAAUGUAACAGGUGUUGAUUCAUCUUCUCCUGCUCUGGACAUUGCGAAGGAGAACAUUGUUCUGAAUAACCUUGAUUCUGGAAUAAUAUCAUUUCUGAGACAAGAUGCUACAUAUUUUAUGAAGAAUGCAAUCUCUAAUGGUGAUUCAUGGGAUAUAGUUAUUCUCGAUCCACCAAAACUAGCACCGAGGAGAAAGGUAUUACAAAGCGCAUGUGGGAUGUAUAGGAAUUUAAAUUCCUUGGCUAUGCAACUAACAAGAAGGGGUGGACUUUUAAUGACCUGCUCCUGUUCCGGUGCUAUGACCCAAAGUGGGAUGUUCCUCCGAAUUCUACAGGGUGCUGCAUCCAUGGCUGGUAGAAAGAUUACAGUUAUACGCCAAGCUGGAGCAGCCUGUGAUCAUCCCAUUGAUCCUUCUUAUCCAGAGGGGGAAUACCUCUCCAACGUUCUACUUAGAGUGCUAUGAGGCUCAAAUUUCCAUGCUAACCAAAUGAAUAGUCUUCCUCACUGCUACAAAUAUUCACAGAUUUGGAAGAAGAAAACGGCUUCCUACAGAGUAUGCUGAUAUGUCAACAGGGUAAAACUGCAAGACAUCACCAGAAAUGUUGAGAUGUGGAUAUAGUUUCAUAAAACAAGAAAAUCUCACGGCUAGUUUUUGUCUUUGUGCCAAACCUUAGAAAGAUCGAUGGAACUAUAAUGAAUUAUUAUUUGCAAGGCAAGCUAGUGACAGCUUCACAUUUCCCUCAUUCGAAGAAGGGGUUAUACCUUAUUUUUCA
Sesamum indicum (sesame) is the source of this 1984-nucleotide messenger RNA. RefSeq names its product S-adenosyl-L-methionine-dependent methyltransferases superfamily protein. Gene Ontology annotation, molecular function: methyltransferase activity; RNA binding. The record is from RefSeq and is a predicted model, not a curated record. NCBI's taxonomy places the organism in Eukaryota, Viridiplantae, Streptophyta, Magnoliopsida, Lamiales, Pedaliaceae.